Molecule: messenger RNA, 5550 nt
Organism: Leucoraja erinaceus (little skate)
Lineage: Eukaryota; Metazoa; Chordata; Chondrichthyes; Rajiformes; Rajidae
Gene: mypn
Product: myopalladin
Exons: 21
Coding region: 209-4291 (1360 amino acids)
Source: RefSeq, a predicted model, not a curated record
GGUACUGUGGUGACAGGUUACCCAGUGCUUCUUCCCACUAUCUCAUCAACGUCAAGGUUAACUCUGUAUCAACCUCCGGACUGUUAGUUUCUCUUGUCCCGGGGGCCUGCAGGAUUGCAGUGCUGCCCUCCUUUCAUCUACAACUUUUACAGGGUACCUUCCACCGCUAGAUUUUCAUGUCAUACCAUCCACUGGGCCAGUCAGAAGAAUGCAAGAAGAUAACUGCGAUGCCUCCACCUCCAUAACUCAGCUUCUGAGGGAGAGUUAUUUAGCUGAAGUCCGAAUACAACAAGAGCAUGGCGAGAAAAGCCGAUUAGAAGGUCUCUCACAGCAUUCUCACUAUGGCAGUAAAUCCGGGGAUUCCCAGGAUUUAGAUGGUCAGGAUGAAUCUCCUGACCUAUCUGCAUUUUUGAGCCAGGAAGAAUUGGACAAAAGUGUAGAUUUGGCUCAUCAAGCUAUUGGCCUAUGCUCACAUGAAGUGAACAAAGAUGAAAAGCAGAUCACUUUAAACAUCCCCAACAAAGAUUCUUCUGACAUUUGCAAACCAACAGGGAACAAAAAAGUUUCAGAAUUGAAAGGUUCCUCAGAGAAAUCUAAUAACAUUUCUUAUCAGUGUGAAAAUUUCAGCAAGAGCUCCUGCAGCUCAAAAGAAAUUUUCAAAGAAUUAAAAAAGCAACCAAAGACCACUCCUUGCAGUACAGAAAGUGAGUCCAAAAAAGAUUACUUGAGUAAAGCUGCAGAUUUCAUUGAGGAGUUAUCUUCGCUCUUUAAAACAAACAGUUCAAAACGAGUUAAACCUAGAACCUGUAAAAGCUCUCGAAGUAGGGCACAAGCAAAAUCUCAUUCACGAACUCAACAUUCAAAUUGGUCUGUUGAUGAGAGGGAAAGGGCACACGUUCCAUUUUCUGCACAAGUGUGUGAUGAAAGCAUACCAAAGCAAGAAUCUGAAGAAAUAGCACAGGCUCCAGUUCUCCCGGCUUCUACUGAAAAAAUUACGAUAGAAGCUGAAAACAAUGAAGUUCAGUCAAAGCAUUUAUCUAUUGAAGAUACCAAAGGAGAUCCACCACGAUUCAGCCAGCGACUGAAGAGCAGGGAAGCAGCAGAGGGAAGCAGAGUCCAACUUGAAUGCGUUGUGACAGGAUUACCAAAACCUGAAGUGAGGUGGUACUGUGAAAGAAAGGAACUCAAGAACUCAUCUGACAUUCAGAUUGCCUAUGAUGGUAAUCAUUGCUCACUGAUCAUUUCUGAGGCCUUUGUUGAAGAUACAGGACGUUACACUUGCUUGGCUUCAAAUAUAAAUGGAUCAGACACAACAUCUGCAGAACUUUAUAUCGAAGGGCUCACUUCAUCUGAAUCUGAACAUGACUCUGCAAAGGAAGAAAUAAGCGAGGUUCAGGAUGACACUCCCAUUGCAGUUGUAGAUCCAUCCCCUCCUCACAAUCCUCUAAAUACUAAUUCAGAACAUCAUCAGUUACGUUGCCCAGGUGUCCUGUCUGAAGUACAACCAAUACAACAGAUACAAAGCCCGACAAAAUUCCUCCAAGGAUUAGAUGGGCUUCCCCUUAUGGCCGCUCCAGUUUUCAUAAAGCCACUGCAAGAUGUGACAUCAAUAGAGGGACAACUGGUCGUAUUGGAAUGCAGAAUAAAAGGAGUACCUUUCCCGAAAAUAGAAUGGUACAGAGAGGAAACGUUAAUUGAAGAUUCUCCUGAUUUCCGAAUCCUGCAGAAAAAGCCAAGAUUAACGAGUGACUCAGCGGAGAUCUGCACCCUGGUAAUUGCUGAAGCUUUUGCUGAAGACUCUGGGAUGUUUACAUGUACAGCUAGCAACAAGUACGGCACCAUGUCCAGCUCUGCUCAUCUCAACGUCCGUGGAACUGAAGAUCACAAUGCUGUUAACCUGAAUGCUUCAAGCUCGGUGAUUGUUGAGGCCACUGCAACAAAUAUGCAGAUCCAGCCAAAUAAAAUGCUGUUACAAUCCAGUGUGCCUUUUAAGCCGAAACUGGAGAGUGUUCUUGUGAACCACCAAGACCACAAGCCUAAAGCUGGGUUGCGAGUUCAUUUUAAAUUACCUGAAGAUGAUGCAGGAAGAGAACCUUCGUUUGAGGAGGGACAUGACAAAACUAACAAACAGAAUACCUGGACAUCAGGGCAAAUUUCACCCACAAAAGAGCCUCCACCUGUACUUGCCAAACCAAAACUCGAUUCUCUCCAGUUGCGACAGUUGCACAACCAAGUUCUACUUGAACAACAGCAAGAUCCGAGUGAAAUACAGUCGACGACACAAUCGCCGUCCUUGUCCACCUCCUUCCCAUCUUCAUCUCCAGCCACCAUGAAUAUUCCCACUUCUACUCCUCAUGUGUCUGCUCAGAUACCUUCUGCCAGCAGGUCACCAAUGCCAACCAACACUCUGCCCCAGGCAUUUAAUUACACCCGUCCGAAACAGUUCAUUGCUGCUCAGAAUGUCAGAAGUCAUUCACCAUCAUUUUCUCCUCUGCCCACAUCGAUCACGAUAUCACAAAAAACAGAGAAGGACGAUGGUAAAGAGAAUUACUUUGGAUUCUCACACACACAACACCAUGUCAUGUAUCCCAGUUCACCAACCCCCGUUUCAUAUGGUUAUUCAACAAAUGCAAUUGGACAAACGACUCCCCUUGUUCCACCUCUUCUAAAUUUCCAGCCUCGGAUUGCAUCACCAGUUCACAACUCUGUGGCUUUCCUCAGCUCCGUGCUACCAUCAUUGCCCUCUGCACCACCUACCAAUGCAAUGGGUCUACCCAUGGGUGCUCCAGUAAUUCCUGUACAAGGUGUCAUGAAGAAAAUGUUGAAAUCACCUCGAAUGUCCUCCAACGAUGAAAAACGCGAAAGCAAGGAUGCUGUAAUGCGCGAUUUAGAUAGAAUGUCAAGCUUCAAAGAUGAUCUUUUCCUCACUGGGCAGCAGAAAGUAAUUUAUGAGGAUAAAAUGGCCCACAGAUUUUUUGGAUCAAAUUCUCCUUCUGUCAUUAAUUUUGAUGAGGUAAAGAAUAUGUCAGUGUCGCAGGAAUACAAGGUGUCCGGUUUUGAACAAAGACUUAUGAAUGAAAUUGAAUUCCGCCUGGAGAGAACUCCUGUGGAAGAAUCUGAUGAUGAAAUCCAACAUGAGGAUAUUCCGACAGGGAAGUGCAUUGCACCCAUUUUUGACAAAAAACUCAAACAUUUCCGAGUGGUUGAGGGAUCAGCAGUAGCCUUCAGUUGCAAACUUGUGGGCAUACCUGUACCAAAAGUAUAUUGGUUUAAAGAUGGUAAACAGAUUUCCAAAAAGAAUGGACAUUUUAAGAUGAAGCGAGAAGGUGAUGGUACUUGCAUAUUGUACAUUGAAUCAGUCAUUAAUGAUGAUGAUGGGAAUUACACAGUUAUGGCAGCAAAUCCACAGGGAAGAAUCAGCUCAUCAGGGCACCUCAUGGUACAGAGUACUCCAUUCCGUAGUCGUAUCAUACCAUCUAUUCAGAGGCAAAGGACAAGGUCUCGUGUGACAGAAGGUGAAGAACCCGUACAGGAGCGAUUUUUCUGCCCUCAUUUUCUUCAGGCACCUGGUAACAUGGUAGCUCAUGAAGGACAAGUUUGCCGAUUAGACUGCAAGGUGAGUGGUCUGCCGAAUCCUGACCUUAUGUGGCUGCUGGAUGGAAUACCUGUUGUGCCCAAUUUUACCCACAAGAUGCUGGUGCGCGAAAAUGGAAUUCACUCCCUAUUGAUUGAUCCUCUUACAGCAAGUGAUGCAGGGACUUACACAUGCAUUGCAACAAACAAAGCAGGACAAAAUGCAUUCAGUUUGGAGCUCUCUAUUGUAGCAAAAGAAAUUACAAGGCAACCAGUGUUUAUUGAGAAGCUGCAGAACACAGGAGUUGCAGAGGGCCAUCCAGUUAGAUUGGACUGCAGAGUGAUGGGCAUGCCACCUCCCUUUAUCUAUUGGAAGAAAGAAAAUGAGACGAUCGUUGCCAACAGGGACAGAAUAAGCUUGCACCGAGAUUCUACAGGAUAUGUCUGUCUUCUGAUCCAGCCAACCAAGAAGGAGGAUGCUGGUUGGUAUACAGUGUCUGCCAAAAAUGAAGCAGGAAUUGCAUCUUGCACAGCAAGACUGGAUUUAUAUGCUCAGUGGCACCAGAACAUUAAGCAGCAAAUAAGGAAAGUACAAUCUCCAAGCAGUCGAUAUGCUGCUCUUACCAGCCAAGGACUUGAUUCUAAAUCUGCUUUCACAUCAGUAGACACCCCACAGAUUCCAGCCAAACAAAAUGCAAUGGAAAGUGAUGAACUGUGAUGUUUCUGAUGGAGUUAUUUAAUUAUAUUUGCUUCUGCAAAACUUUGAAAAGUGAACAUAAUAGAUGUCAAAUGAUCAAGGUUUACAUAAGUUGUUUUUCAAGAGCAUAGUACCUUUGCAAAUGCAAUAUGCAACGGCUGAAAUGAUUAUAUUUAAUUAGCAUGUAGACACUACAAAGAAGCAAUAUGAUGAUUUCUAUAGUUCCUUUUUAAUAUGAUGGCAAAAUGCUAUUCAUGAAUGUAAAUGUUAACAAUGUCACAGUUGAAAUAUGUUACUAGGUGUUCCGUAAUCAAAGCACAUUGGAUGUCAAUCGCCAACAAUUUUGAAUGUCUGUUAAUGUUCUGUUUUACGGAGGCUUUUAAAAGCAAUGUGAUAAGGAAAAGGUGAUCCGUAUUAAAGAGAGCGAUAUGAAAUGUUUGGUUCUGACAGGCCAAGCAGAUUAUUUUCACAUGCACAUGGCUCUCUGAAGCUCAUUCACGCUACACCAAAUCAUCGCAUAAUUACCCAGUGUUUCUUUAUUAUGAUAUUACAUGCUGGUACAAUGCAUUAAGUUGUAUGUACCAGUUAAAUCCUUUGACUGCAGUGAACAAAUUUACUCAUGUUUUUGUGUUCCUUUAUAACAAUUAAAUUACUAUGUUUUUUUGAUUGUCUAUUAAAAAGGUUAACUUUCCUUCAGAGCUGCUUUGUGAGUAAUUUACGCUUUUAAGUUUGAAACGGCUAAUCACAGAGGUCCAUUGAUUGUGAGAUUCCUGUCAUUCUUUUUCUUUAACUGCUUUGGUUGGUGUUAAAGUUAGCCACAUGGCUACCUACUCGUGUGAUGAGUGAAACAUCCCCUCCAUUUUACACGGGACAAUUUUACCUCAAACCGAAAAUGUAUAUGGAUCCACACAGAAGAGAACUUUCAAUGAACUAAAGAGUAAACCUUUACAAGUUUUUUUAAUGUUUACCUAUUAUGCUCGGUAACAUAUCACCGUAGAAAUGAUUGCACAUACCUGAGUAUUAAUCCACCAAAGAUAGUAACUGCUCCAAAACAGCAGUUUCUUUUAUUUUGUUUUCAAAUAUUUUUCACAUUGCUGAAAGUGAGAUAGAACUUUAGAUUUUUUUUCAGGAUGUUUAGGAGUUACGAAGAGAUUCACCGAAUCAAUUUACACAAGCUUCAAUAUUACAUUAAGUGCAGGAAGAACACAUCUUUGGCUUGAGUCAAAUAUUUCAAUGUAAGCUUGCACUUGUAAAGAAUUAAUGGAUUGUUUAUCUUGCGA